AUGAGUUGGCAGCAAUGUUCCGGAACCGGAGGAACUAGCUGUAAGACAGUCAGUGGAGAGGUGACGAUUGAUGCCAACUGGCGAUGGCUCCAUGUCAAAGGCGACUAUACCAACUGCUACACCGACAACACGUGGAACACAACCGUUUGCGCAAGUAACGACAAGUGUGCAAGCAGCUGUGUUGUGGAGGGCGCUGACUACUCUUCGACUUAUGGAAUCACGGCAGGCGGGACCGACCUUACGCUGAAGUUUGUGACUAAGGGCCAGUACUCUACCAAUAUUGGAUCCCGCACAUACCUCAUGAAGGAUGCGAGCACCUACCAGAUCUUCAAUCUAAUCGGAAAUGAGUUUACGUUUGACGUGGAUGUGAGCCAGUUGCCAUGCGGCCUCAACGGAGCUCUGUACUUUGUCGUCAUGGAUCCCAAGGGCCAGGGUACUGCAGGUGCCAAGUACGGGACUGGAUACUGCGAUGGUCAAUGCCCUCGAGAUCUCAAGUUUAUCAAUGGAAAGGCCAAUGCCGAGGGUUGGAAGGCUUCAUCGAACGACAAGAACGCUGGCGUGGGAAUGAGGGGAGCCUGCUGCGCCGAGAUGGAUAUCUGGGAAGCGAACUCCGUUUCCACUGCGCUCACACCUCAUUCAUGUGAUACCCCUGGAUUCGUGGAAUGCAGUGGCGACAAGUGUGGUGGAACUUAUUCAGAGACUCGAUAUGGGGGACCAUGUGAUCCCAACGGCUGUGACUUCAAUCCCUACCGCUUGGGCGUGACCGACUUUUAUGGUAAAGGAAAGACUGUAGAUACUAGCAAGCCCUUCACAGUUGUUACGCAGUUCAUUGGUUCUGGCUCAACCCUGUCUGAGAUCAAAAGAUACUACGUCCAGGGCGGAAAGGUGAUUGAAAAUCCGCAGCCAAAGACUGCAGGCAUCACAGGCAAUUCCAUCACCCAAGCUUGGUGCGAUGCGGAAAACAAGGCCAACAAGGAGGAUGUGUAUCCGUUCAAGGACAAGGGCGGUAUGGCAGGAAUGGCCGCAGGAAUGGCCAAGGGUAUGGUUCUUGUGAUGUCUUUGUGGGAUGACCACUACGCCAAUAUGCUCUGGCUUGACAGCACAUAUCCAACUGACAAGGACGCGUCCUUCCCCGGAGCGGCGCGUGGAGACUGUGCCACCAGUUCUGGCGUACCAGCAGAUGUUGAAUCUAAGAACGCCAAUGCCCAGGUGAAGUAUUUCAACAUCAAGUUUGGCCCGAUUGGCUCGACUUUCAAGCAGCCGUAG
This is a messenger RNA of Lindgomyces ingoldianus, 1266 nucleotides long. RefSeq names its product glycoside hydrolase. Gene Ontology annotation, biological process: carbohydrate metabolic process. The transcript is spliced from 5 exons. Gene Ontology annotation, molecular function: hydrolase activity, hydrolyzing O-glycosyl compounds. NCBI's taxonomy places the organism in Eukaryota, Fungi, Ascomycota, Dothideomycetes, Pleosporales, Lindgomycetaceae. The record is from RefSeq and is a predicted model, not a curated record. Bases 1 to 1266 code for a protein of 421 amino acids.